UCAAAAGAAAAUGGUCCAAACUGAUAGCAUUUGGGUAAAGGUUGACCUAAAAUCUUCUCCAGAGAAGGUCUAUGGGUUCUUCAGGAACCAUUUGGGAGAUUUGGUGGGCUUGUUUCCUGAGACUUACCAGAGCAUUCAACUUGUGGAAGGACAACAUUUAUCAAGUGGCAGUGUUGUUCAAUUUAAAUUCCAAUUGGGAGAUGAACUUAGAGCAGAAAAAUGGGCAAUAAGAGUUGUGGAUGAUGCGAAGAAAUACAUAAUCUAUGAAGCUGUUGAAGGAGAUCCACUAAAGGAAUUCAAAGUGCUAAGAGCAAAAUUUGAAGUUGUUAAUGGAGGAUUAAGCAAAGUGAGAAGAGGAAACUUUACAAAAUGGACUGUUGAGUUUGAAAAGGCAAAUCAAAAUGUGGCCUCACCACAAAACUACUUGGAGUUGUUCGCCAAAAUCUCAAAAGGGGUGGAUGCUUAUUUCUCCAGGAACUAAAAUCCUACAAUAAUGAAGGGAGUGAUCUUAAGUUUGGCUGUGUUUUCUACUUGGUUUGUUCUAAAUAAGAAAUUAUAUGUGUAAUAUGUUUACAUAUGGGUUAUAAGGAUGCAUGUGGGUCUAUUAUUAUAUGUAAGUCUACUUAUGUGUGUGUGUAAGAUCCCAAAUGUGAUAUCUAAUGUGGGUUUAUGGUCUAAUGAAUCAUAACUCAUGGAAAUGUUUUAUGUUAUAAAUCUAAGACCAAAUUAUGCC
This is a messenger RNA of Cucurbita moschata (crookneck pumpkin), 733 nucleotides long. Its product is annotated as MLP-like protein 31. The transcript is spliced from 2 exons. Gene Ontology annotation, biological process: defense response. The coding region runs from base 11 to 481 and encodes 156 amino acids. Lineage: Eukaryota; Viridiplantae; Streptophyta; Magnoliopsida; Cucurbitales; Cucurbitaceae. The record is from RefSeq and is a predicted model, not a curated record.